Durusdinium trenchii is the source of this 2847-nucleotide messenger RNA. The record is from the annotation of a GenBank genome assembly. Lineage: Eukaryota; Dinophyceae; Suessiales; Symbiodiniaceae.
AUGCCGUGGAAUAGACGGAGCGGCGGUGGGAGCUCAUGGCAGGAAUCCAAUUGGGACCAGGAAGAAUCCUGGCAGAGAGAGUACCCCGAGUAUCCUAUUCAGGAGUCAACUUGGUCUGCUUCCUGGGCCAAGCAGGAGAAGCGGGAGGAUUCGUAUGAGGCAUGGACCACAUCUGCAGAAGAUGUGUGGUCGAAUUGGGGGAAGGAUAACAAUGGAGGCUCGUGGGGCGAUCGGGACGAUCCCUGGUCCUCUUGGAAUGGGGGUGGCACGAAGAGUGGUCAACAAUGGACCAAGGAUCAGACAUCCUGUGAAGACCAGUGGAGCGCGGGGCAAUCUUGGAAUGCAGACCCGUGGUCUUCCCAAACCCAGGCUGAAGCUGACCCUUGGUCACGCUAUGGUGGCUCAAAGCAGGCGCAGGCCAAAGAAGACGCCUGGACCGAAGAUCCUUGGCAGAAACACGACCCAUGGAAGGCGAAGGAUCCUUGGAAGGAUUCUUGGGCCCAAGCAGAAGACCCAUGGACGUCACAGGAAGAUCCGUGGGCCGCGGAAACAAAGGAUUACCAAAGGUCUUCAUGGGGUGGCGACAAUUCAGACAAGAAGUGGACUACGUGGAACGCAAUCGAAGCGUGGGGCGACAAAUUGGUGGAGGUCGAUUGGACCACCCGACCGCCCAUCGAUAUCAAGAAAGAUUUCUACUCGGAAUGCGCAAACCCACUUGCGGAGAACCGCAGUGCUGAAGAAGUAGCAGCCAUUCGGCACUCCGACGACAUCGAAAUUAUCGAUGGCGACAGCAGCGUGCCACACCCAAUCUGCUCUUUUGAGGAGACAUGUUUUCCGGAUGACUUGAUGGACAGGCUGACCGAGCAGCACUUCCAGGAGCCUUCACCUAUCCAAAAGCAGAUUUGGCCUCUUGCAAUGCAGGGCCGGGACCUUGUGGGCAUUGCAGAGACAGGAUCUGGCAAGACAGCUUUGCUGGAGAAAGGGGAUGGGCCUGUGGCUCUGAUCUUUGCUCCCACCCGGGAGCUAGCCUCGCAGAUCAAAGAGCAAUGCGAUCUCUAUGGCUUGCCGAGAGGCAUAAAGACCUGCACCAUUGUUGGUGGGACUCCUUCUCGCCAGCAGAGGGAGUGGCUCGAGGACAAGAAUGACAUUGUAGUGGCAACACCAGGACGAUUUAUGAAUGCCUUGGGUGAUGGUUGGGUUACGCUCAACAGGGCCACCUAUGUGGUCCUCGAUGAAGCAGACGAGAUGCUCAAGAAGGAGUUCUAUGAUCAGAUCAAGCUCAUUCUGUCACAAGUGCGAAAGGAGCGGCAAGUCCUUAUGUUCUCGGCCACCUGGCCAGAGGAGGUGAAAUGCUUUGCUCAGGAGAUUUGCACAGCCAGUGACGGAAUGCCACCAGUGGUUGUGCGCAUUGGUGGGAGCAAACUUGCAGCCUGCAAGUUCAUUGAACAACACACCGUAAUGGUGGAUGGAGAAGAUGAGAAGUAUGAACAACUCUUGGAGAAGUUGCAGUCUCCAGAAACUUUCAAAGACGAUAGCAAGGCUAUCAUUUUUUGCAGGACCCGCGGUGGAGUCCAAAGGUUGGUGGAUCGGCUGAAGGAAGAGCACUUUCUGUGGAAUGAGAACAACGACUUCAUGGUUGCCUGCCUGCAUGGGGAACUACAGCAACAUGACCGGGAUUACGCCAUGAAACGAUUUCGGAGUGGUGAAGUUCCCUGCGUUGUUUCCACAGGGGUCUUGGCUCGUGGCCACGACAUCCCGAAGGUGCGCUUUGUCUUCAACUACGAUCUUCCCAGUGCACCUGAAGACUAUAUCCACCGAAUAGGGCGAACCGGUCGCGCUGGAGCCAAAGGCUACGCAAUGAGCUUCGUCGAUAGGUCAAGUUGGAAAGAGAUGGAGUCUUCAUCAUUGUUUCUGAUGGAUGUGCUGAAAGCCACAGAUCAAAAAGUGGAACCCGACUUGAAGGAUGCGGUGGACAGCUACCAAAAAACCCAAGUCUGGAAUGAAGAGGAGACGGGGAACGAAAAUGGGUGGGGAGCAGAGGAUGGUGCAGUAGAGGCAUCGCCAGAGGCAGAGUGGGAUUGGAGUGACCCAGCGAAGCAGGAGGCGAUGCAGGAAUGGCAGCAGCAAAAUGCCUCGUGGCAGCAAGACACUCAAGACUCCCCAGCAUGCUCAGGUGAAGCGUAUCAAAACGCAAGUGCUGCAAGUUGGGAGGUAGACGCAGCCGCCACAACAGCCCCCGCCACCGACCCCGCCACCGACCCCGCCACCGACCCCGCCACAGCCCCGGCCACAGCCCCGGCCACAGACCUUGCCACAACCCGCAAACCUCCUGGUCUGGAGGAGCCGGCAAUCACAAUUUGUCCAGAAGCAGUUGAGACGGCAGUCGAGCCUGCAGAACCUGCAGGACAGCAGGUUUCGCCCGAGGUUGUGGAAGUUCAGAUUGAUGCACUUGUGCUGGACACCGACGAUGUUGCACAGAGCAAGGCGCAACAGUUGGAAGAGGGACCUGUCCUUAGUGAGUUGCUUUCGCAUCUGAAGAAAAAGUGUCUUGUUUGGGACCCUGAAGACAAUGGGCCUCCAUCCAGCAAGUCAAACAUACUUGAGACUUCAGAGAAAUAUUUCAUUUGGAAGAGAGGCUCCAGGUGUUCCUGGUCAUCAUGUUCACCUUCAUUCUACCCCCUCACACUGAAUGUCAUCCAACGUCAUCUCGUCUCAUCCCAUGUUGGCCCACUUCAGUUCGCCUCAUGUAGAAAGGAUGGAAGAAGGACAGGAAGCCAAAAAGGAAGGUCUAAAGGUGUAAAAUGGUGUAACUGUAAGUCAGAAAAGAGAAGACAAAGACAGAAAUAA